GCUUCGCAGUUGCGAGUUUCCUUGGGGAAGGUGAGCCGUGUCACCGCGUCGCCGCCGUCGCGCAUAAUAAAACCCGCCUCUGGCAGUUGCCUAGGACACAACUUCUCGAAGGCUGAACUCGAAAACCGCGAGGUCUUUUAAGACUCUUCACUGUUUCUUACAGUUUGGGGAUUGAAAACACCGCCGACAUUUUGUAAGCUAAGCUAGCCGGUUAGCCGACCUGUCAAGAUGUUGAGUGUCGCCAGAAGCGUUUCAAGGACUCUGCCUUCAAAGAGCUGCGCAAGAAGCGUGUCUUCCCUUGUCAAGAAGGCAUGCUGGAAUGGCUUUCAACCUGAUGUCUUCAAGACCGUUUCCAGAAGGGACUAUGCGUCGGAGGCUAUUAAGGGCUCAGUCGUUGGCAUUGACCUUGGAACCACCAACUCAUGUGUCGCCAUCAUGGACGGGAAACAGGCCAAGGUGUUGGAGAAUGCAGAGGGAGCAAGAACCACUCCUUCAGUCGUUGCUUUCACAGCAGAUGGGGAGCGACUGGUGGGCAUGCCUGCCAAACGUCAAGCUGUUACUAACCCCAACAAUACGCUCUACGCCACCAAGAGACUCAUCGGGCGUCGCUUCGAUGACCACGAGGUCCAGAAAGACCUAAAGAAUGUGCCCUACAAGAUUGUACGUUCAUCCAAUGGUGAUGCUUGGGUAGAGGCUCAUGGAAAACUCUACUCCCCCAGCCAGGCUGGAGCCUUCAUCCUCAUGAAGAUGAAGGAAACUGCAGAGAAUUACCUGGGUCACAAUUUGAAGAAUGCAGUGAUCACUGUGCCAGCUUACUUCAAUGACUCACAGAGACAGGCCACAAAGGAUGCUGGCCAGAUAGCUGGUCUGAAUGUUCUGCGUGUCAUCAACGAGCCAACAGCUGCUGCACUUGCUUAUGGACUGGACAAAACCCAAGACAAGAUUAUUGCAGUGUAUGAUCUGGGUGGAGGUACGUUUGAUAUCUCGGUCCUGGAGAUCCAGAAAGGUGUGUUUGAGGUUAAGUCAACCAAUGGGGACACUUUUCUGGGAGGAGAGGACUUCGACCAGCAUCUCCUCAAGCACAUUGUCAAGGAGUUCAAGAGAGAGUCUGGUGUGGAUCUGACCAAAGACAACAUGGCCCUACAGAGAGUCCGAGAAGCCGCUGAGAAGGCGAAGUGUGAGUUGUCCUCAUCGCUACAGACUGACAUAAAUCUGCCAUACCUAACCAUGGAUGCUUCCGGUCCCAAACAUCUCAACAUGAAACUGACGCGCUCCCAGUUUGAGGGCAUCGUAGCUGACCUGAUCCGCCGUACGAUUGCACCCUGUCAAAAGGCCAUGCAGGACGCUGAGGUGUCCAAGGGAGAUAUAGGGGAGGUACUGCUGGUUGGAGGCAUGAGCCGUAUGCCUAAGGUUCAACAAACUGUACAGGACCUAUUUGGACGUGCACCCAGCAAGUCUGUCAAUCCUGAUGAGGCUGUCGCCAUAGGAGCUGCCAUCCAGGGUGGGGUUUUAGCUGGUGAUGUCACAGAUGUGCUGUUGCUUGACGUCACACCGCUGUCACUGGGGAUUGAGACUUUGGGUGGGGUCUUCACUAAGCUCAUCAACAGGAACACCACAAUUCCAACCAAGAAGAGCCAGGUAUUCUCCACAGCCGCAGAUGGACAGACUCAGGUGGAGAUCAAGGUUUGUCAGGGAGAGAGAGAAAUGGCAGCUGACAACAAGGUGCUGGGUCAGUUCACCCUGGUUGGCGUCCCCCCUGCUCCCCGUGGUGUACCGCAGAUUGAGGUUACCUUCGACAUCGAUGCCAAUGGAAUUGUCCAUGUCUCUGCCAAGGACAAGGGCACAGGGCGUGAGCAGCAGAUUGUGAUCCAGUCUUCAGGAGGACUCAGUAAAGAUGACAUUGAGAACAUGAUCAAAAAUGCUGAGAAGUACGCUGAAGAGGACAGGAGGAGAAAGGACCGUGUAGAAGCUGUCAACAUGGCAGAGGGCAUCGUCCACGACACAGAAUCAAAAAUGGAGGAGUUUAAGGACCAGCUUCCUGCUGAUGAGUGCACCAAGCUGAAGGAGGAGAUCUCCAAGGUUAAGGAUCUUCUGGCCAACAAAGACUCAGAAACGGGGGAGAACAUCAAACAAGCUGCAACCAACCUGCAGCAGGCAUCACUGAAACUCUUUGAGAUGGCUUACAAGAAGAUGGCGUCGGAGCGGGAAGGCAGCAGUGGCAGCAGCAGCAGCUCGGGCUCUUCAGAGGGAGAGAAGAAGGAAGGCCAGCAGUAGAGCGCCCACUGACCUUUGCACUUAGUUGCCAUGGAGACGCCGUGGCAGCGGAAGACCUGCGGGCUUGGGGUGGGGCACCAUCCUGAGCGACAAAAUGCAUUCGUAGUCAUUCUCACAAAAUAUACUGUGUUUUGGCAGUAAAACUAUAGUGAUAAGAUAAAUCAUUACUGUUAUUGUCUUUUUCCUUCAACUAGUACAGUAUCCAGUCUGUUUGUAAUUUAAUUGUUUGAGGAUGGUGUAGCCUUACAUGUCUGUUUUUGUUUUACAAUGUUUAUUUUGCAUUCUGAGUUGAUACAGUAGUUAAGAACUCUUGUGGAAAGCGGUGUCGAGAAUUUAUUUUUAUGGAUAUGUCCGGGUGGACAAGCGCCGGUGUGAAUGCAGUAGAUCGAAGAGGUCUGGCUUGUUUUGUCGCAAAGUCAGUUUCUCUGCUCUGCUUGGGACUCAUUGAAUCAGAUAAAACAUUGUCCACAGUAAUGACGGGCUGUCCUCUGUGCCUAGCUCACAUUCUACAUAUUGUAUAAUGCUCCAUGUCUGCCACAGCCAUUGUAUUUGAUAGCGUGCCCAAAACGACUCCGGUGUUGGAAGUUUCUCACCUCCCAAGCUGAAAGGACUAGUCCUGGCUGGAGAACUUUGUAAAACUCCCACGAGCAAGUGCCCCUCCCACUAAAGCUUCUGAUGACGACACGUUCUUCUUCUGCUCAGGUCAGAAACUUCCCACUCCCCGGUCGUCUUGAAUAUCUUCUGAACAUAAUUAAUCAAACGAGACACUGCAGCAACCAACCAGUUUGCUUUCACUUCAUUUCUUAUAAAGUCACUGUCCGGGAAUAUGAUCAAUUUGAGGGUUGGGUGGGGGAGUGCGGCUACAGUAGAUGGUAGACACACAAUUACAUUUAAUUUUAUAUACAUAGUAGAUAAAAAAUUGAAUGGUGGUUGUAUAAAUACUUUGCAGAUUGUUGCCAUUGUGAUCAAAUUUGGGUAACGUCUUCUCAUAAGAAUGUGAUGCUCAAGUUUGGCAGGUCUCCUUUGGGUCUUUGAAUCCUACUAGAUUUCAUCUGAAGACAAACCUGCAGCAUGUGUACAGAUGAUCAGAACUGAGAAAUGUGUCAGGCAAGUCCAGAUGAACCGGUUCAACUUUAUUUGAUUUUUUUUUUUUAAUCUGGAUUAUUGAGCAUGCAUAAAGACGCCUUGAUCCUUAGUUUCUAGAUGUUAGGACCGGGCCUGAAUGUCAAAAAUUGAAACUGGGACAAUGAGAUGAGGAAGGAGGAUUCUAAGGAACAAAGAAGACUCGUGUCACGCCAUGUCAUUCCCCCAAGAAAUGUGUUGUGUUGUCGUAAACUUUAAAAUGUGAACGCUGCUGCACUCCUGCCACAUAGUGAGCAAGCAUGGCGUAUGAAGGGAGUAGGUAGCUUGAGAUAUUGAAAUGGGGCAUGUUGGCUAUAUGAUUUGAGGGGAGGGGGGCUAUGAUCAUAUUACUGGAGUGAAAAUUUAAGUGUCAAUUACAGCUGCUGUCUUUUUUAAUAAAAUAUUGAAUUUCACCUGGUAUGCGUUUGAUGUAUGUUGAGAUUGUUGGCAGAACUUGCUUAUCCACAUGUUAGGUGAACACUGGUCACUUUGUGGGAGGAAGGUAUUUUUUCCCAUAGUUGUCUUCCAUGUCCCUGAGAAAUGUCUUAUUGUGGGGUCCCUCAGUGCACUGCCUCAGAGGUAGCGAGAUGCUGACCUGUCAAUGUACUGGAGAAAUGGAAACUAACUUUGACCUGUCUCAACACCAACCUUUUAAAUGACACAAUAAGUACUCUUGGUUGAACCUUAACUUGUGAGAUCUGAAAAUGAUGAAUUCAAAUUUAAAAUCGUUUUGCUCUGCAAAAAUGCUUUUUUUCAGUUGAAUAAAGUUCAGUGGUGUAACUUAGUAAA
Lampris incognitus (smalleye Pacific opah) is the source of this 4185-nucleotide messenger RNA. It is a transcript of the gene hspa9, whose product is annotated as heat shock protein 9. The transcript is spliced from 16 exons. Gene Ontology annotation, cellular component: cytoplasm; mitochondrion. Gene Ontology annotation, biological process: protein refolding; cellular response to unfolded protein. The record is from RefSeq and is a predicted model, not a curated record. Gene Ontology annotation, molecular function: ATP hydrolysis activity; misfolded protein binding; ATP-dependent protein folding chaperone. Lineage: Eukaryota; Metazoa; Chordata; Actinopteri; Lampriformes; Lampridae. The coding region runs from base 229 to 2274 and encodes 681 amino acids.